AUGCUCUACGGAGUUGCUGCAUGGUAUAGCCCUACCAGCGGGCGUACUAGGUAUGCAAAACGGCAGAAGACUAUCAACGAAUUCGAACGAAUCCAGACGCGGGCGGCAGUACUUAUUAGUGGAGCAUUCAGAAAUACUGCUUCUGUAGCUUUAGGAAUAGAGCUGUUUUUGCCUCCGGUCCGCCUGCACAUGCAACAGAUAAUUGAGGAGACUGCAAUCCGGAUACAGACCGGACCGGUUAUAGCCUAUCCCGGGGACCACGUAAAGGGCACUGCAGUCUCGAUUCGGGCUGGGAAGGUCUGCAAGAAAUACCUAGGAGCCGCGGCUGACUCCACUGUGUACGUAGUAGAGCUAGAGGGGGUCAAAAUGGCCCUAAAAUGGGCAGAGGCUGUCCCGAUCACGGUCUAUUCAGACAGUCAGGCGGCCAUUCAAGCCGUGCAAAACCCUGACCGACCAUCAGGCCAGUACGUACUAAAGGAUAUUUACGAGAGGAUCAGGACCCUGAGAGGCAGGGGCCUGCAGCAGAGAGAUAUGGAACUGCGCUGGAUCCCUGCGCAUAUCGGUAUAGAAGGGAAUGAACGAGCUGACGAAGCAGCCAAACGGGCCGCGAUAAAGGAAAUCGAAUUGAACUCACAGUUCCGAUUCGCCACGUCUAAAGACGAGGAGGACGAGAAGGCCCCGGAACCCAGCACCCUCCUAGAGGGACUCGAACUAAACGAGGAAGACGAUAAACUGGCCAUCGCGCGGAUCUACGGUGAGUUUCUGAACGACCAGCCCAAAGCAGUGAAGCGCUGGGAGAAGAUCAUGAACCUGUACCCGUCCUCCGAGGACGAGACAGCCAUUGGGGUCGUGAAACUCGGAGCAUCGUACGAGCUUGCUCGGGCGUACCUUUGCAACGCCUUCGAUGCAGGGGUAGGCACCCCCGAAGCCGUUGCUAUUGCCGCCAAGCUGGAAAAGCUCGCGAACACACAGGCCGCGACCGAUUCGAUCCUCUCCGAUGAUGACCCGGAGAACGAUGUUGAUGGCCUUUGGGACUUGAUGACCGCGCUGGUCGCAGCCGGUGACUCGAAGAACGUAACCGUGCUCGCGCACGCAAUUUCCAAUUUCGAGAAGAAAGACCCCGAGGAUGACACUGCAUGGAAGUGUGAUGGACCGUGCCGGCGAUCAGUGGCCAAAAUCGAUAGAAUGUUGCUGUAUCCGAUCUGCAUGGAUACGGGGUUCUGUGCAGAUUGUCUCAAGCUGUUGGAGGGAGAGACGAUGGGCAUUCAGAAGUGUAAUCAGAAGCAUGUUAAGGAGUUUUUGUAUAUUCCGGAGCGGACGAAAGAGUUUAACAAGGGGAAGAUACUUGUUGAUGGCGAGAUAAUAGAGUUUGAUGCGUGA
Aspergillus affinis is the source of this 1380-nucleotide messenger RNA. RefSeq names its product ribonuclease H family protein. Gene Ontology annotation, molecular function: nucleic acid binding; RNA-DNA hybrid ribonuclease activity. The transcript has 5 exons. NCBI's taxonomy places the organism in Eukaryota, Fungi, Ascomycota, Eurotiomycetes, Eurotiales, Aspergillaceae. Bases 1 to 1380 code for a protein of 459 amino acids. The record is from RefSeq and is a predicted model, not a curated record.